Messenger RNA from Ostrinia nubilalis (European corn borer), 1107 nucleotides. It is a transcript of the gene Cks30A, whose product is annotated as cyclin-dependent kinases regulatory subunit. Bases 235 to 474 code for a protein of 79 amino acids. Gene Ontology annotation, molecular function: ubiquitin binding; protein kinase binding; cyclin-dependent protein serine/threonine kinase activator activity. Lineage: Eukaryota; Metazoa; Arthropoda; Insecta; Lepidoptera; Crambidae. The record is from RefSeq and is a predicted model, not a curated record. The transcript has 3 exons. Gene Ontology annotation, biological process: regulation of mitotic cell cycle. Gene Ontology annotation, cellular component: cyclin-dependent protein kinase holoenzyme complex; SCF ubiquitin ligase complex.
UUUCUUGACCGUAAUUCGAAUUUUGAAAUUCGUUAACGUCCGUGUUGAAUUUGCUGCUGAAGUUAUUGUUGAAUUUGUGAUUUCUGUGAGAAGUUUUAUUGAAAAUUUGUAUUGAUUAAAGCGAAAAACGGUUGUAGUUUAACUUUACUGGUGCUGGUGACUAGAUACGUUGAAGAAGGAACAAUUUGUCGAAGGGUCUUUGUGCAAGACAAAGUUAAAAAUUGAUUUGGUACCAUGUCGAGAGACAUCUAUUAUUCAGAGAAAUAUUACGACGAAGAACAUGAAUAUAGACAUGUGGUUCUGCCAAAAGAGAUGGUCAAGCUGGUGCCCAAGAACCAUUUGAUGUCGGAGCAGGAAUGGCGCAGUAUUGGCGUCCAGCAGAGCCAGGGAUGGGUGCAUUACAUGACACAUCAACCUGAACCCCACAUACUGCUGUUCAAAAGAAAGAAGACUACACCACCAGAAAAGAAGUAAAUACCAUAGCGAGUUCACUGAGGUUCUCAAUGUACAGUUCUUACCUGGAUAGUUGUAGGGUAGAUUAAGUUGCAGCCCAUGACAAGCAAUAUUACCAAUAGCCAUAUUAUAUGUAAGCUCAAGAUAAUGUGAUUUUUUGUCAUCUUAAGAUAGCAGUCUAUGUUGUAACAAUGAAAGUGCAUCAAGCUUUGGGCCUAGAUAUUGUGAAUUUGUUAAGUCUGAACUGGACAGCUAAAUGUAAACCGGCUCCUUAAAUACUAAUUGUUGAUGAAGUGACAUAUAAAAGCAGGUAAACAAUUAUGACACAAUUGUCUCACAAAAUUGAAAUUUGUAAAUUUCUUCAAACAUUUUGGUUACAAGUUAUUGUCACUUCAUCAAUAACAAAUAUUUUGUUUCUGAAAUGUGACCAAUGAUACAUUUGUAUUACUCGACAUGUGUCUGUUUGUCAUGGGUAUCAAGAUCUUCAUUCCUUAACAUUUAAGUUCGUUUUCUUCAUAAUAAGUCAUUAUUGUUUAAGUUUGUUUCGAGAAAAUACUUGUUCCAUCAAACUUCACCAUUUGUAUGUUAAGUACCCUUUUGAGUGUUAAAGCAAUACAAGCUUUGCAUAUCAGUUAUGAUAGGAUAAUAAGAUCA